This is a messenger RNA of Branchiostoma floridae (Florida lancelet), 1212 nucleotides long. Its product is annotated as histone H1-delta-like. The transcript has 3 exons. The record is from RefSeq and is a predicted model, not a curated record. Gene Ontology annotation, molecular function: double-stranded DNA binding; nucleosomal DNA binding; structural constituent of chromatin. Gene Ontology annotation, biological process: nucleosome assembly; negative regulation of DNA recombination; chromosome condensation. Gene Ontology annotation, cellular component: nucleus; nucleosome. Lineage: Eukaryota; Metazoa; Chordata; Leptocardii; Amphioxiformes; Branchiostomatidae. The coding region runs from base 153 to 725 and encodes 190 amino acids.
UCACACGCAGACUCAGCACGCCACGAGACCGUCGUCUGCUCGACCAAACAUUCAAAUUUUCCAUUCACUCCAGAUCCGCCAAGCGUCGUCUGCGUUCUCCUCUCUUCUCUCCCUAGCUCUCCUCUCGCCAAUCGGAAGCGCAGCCUGCCAGCAUGUCGGACUCAGCGGCAUCGCCCACCAAGGCCAAGAAGGCGAGGAAGCCCAAGGCACCCGCCAGUCAUCCAAAGUACAACGAGAUGAUCAAGGCUGCCAUCUCCAACCUGAAGGAGCGAGGCGGCUCCUCUCGACAGGCCAUACUCAAGUACAUCCUGGCCAACUACAAGAUCGACAACGCCAAGCAGGCCAACGUGCACCUCAAACUGGCGCUCAAGCGCAUGGAGAAGUCCGGUGACCUGAAGCAUGUCAGGGGAAAGGGUGCUUCCGGCUCCUUCAAGGUCGGAAAGGAGGAGAAGCCCAAGGUCAAGAAGGUGAAGAAGCCCAAGCCAGCCAAGAAGCCAGCGGCCAAGAAACCGAAAGCCAAGAAGGCCAAACCAGCCAAGAAGCCAGCCAAGAAGGCAGCCAAACCCAAGGCAAAGGCAGCCAAGAAGAGUCCGAAGAAGAAGCCCGCAGCCAAGAAGGCAGCAAAGAAGACGCCAACAAAGAAGCCCAAGGCAGCGAAAAAGCCAGCAAAGAAGGCAGCGAAGACCAAGGCGAAGAAAACAACAAAGAAGGCGGGAAAGAAGUGAUUGUAUUUUCCCUGGACAUUUGUGACACGUCAUCACUUCGUUGUAUGAAGUGGUCGCUGUAGACAUUCAAGUGUAUAUAUAUAUUUGCAUACGCGAUGUGGACCGACCAACGAUAGAUGGCCGAUUAUUUUUAUCUCGUAGAGUCGUCAACAGAUGUUUUAUUUUAAAGACAGAAACCGCAGAAGGUUGUUAUUUACAAAUUUGACUGUAUUGUUGAUUAUGAGCACAGAUGUAUGUGGUGAGACCAGUGUCGAGAGAAAGUACACAAAUGUUAUUUUCUAACGUUGUGGGAAAUGCAAAAAUGAUGCACCCCAAAAUGCCAUGAAUCUUAUUACAAUCACUGUGUAAAAGUAGGAACACGUUUCCUAUGAUGGUCGUCUUAUUUGUGAUGUUGCGAGCGUAUUUAUGAUAGUCCGUCAGUACAGAAAGUUGGACCAAUAGAGUUACGUGAGUGCAAAAUGAAAUAAAAUUUUCAUGGACAUCUUAA